GGCAAUGUACACCAUUAGUCUAGCCGACAUCAUCAUCAAGGCCCGGACAGAAGUCAGUACAAGGCCACUAGACCCCUCUUUACCCCCACUCUCUCUCUCUACAUGGAGAGAGAGAAACGUAAAAAACUUUUCAGAAGAAGAUAAGCAAGAAAGAUGGGCGCAAUGGAUUCCUCUGUUGCUGAGAUAGGGGAGGAGCAAGGAGGGAGAGGAAAUGAAGAGAGAGAGAGGGAUAAUGAAGAAGGAGAGAGAAGGGGAGAUGAGCAUGAAGGAAAUAGAGACAUGGAGAGAGGAGAGGAGGGGCAGCAGCAGGUUGCUGCAGGUGAGCCGCCCCCCGCGGCCGAAACUUCUUCGAGCUUCUCGAAUACUCGAGGCAUCAGCACCACCUCACGGGUGCUCCGCGUGAAAGACAUUUUGAUUACACUAUUGCUUUUCCCUGUUGGUUUUCUAGUAGAACAUGAGUCCCCGUGGUACCUUAACGUUCUACACAUUUUGUCACCUGUUCAUGUGAAAGUAUUUUCCCAUGAUGAUGGGAAAGUACUUUCGUUUGGCAAAUUUCCCAUGGCUUGGAAAAGGACUUUCUUUGAAACAAAGGUUCCAGAGAAAUUCCAAGCUUCCCCAUGGGCUUGGGAAAGGGCUCUCUUUGAAACAAAGGUUCCAGAGAAAUUCCAAGCAGUGAAAUUUGGGAGCAUGACACAGGGAGGGGCGGGGAGCAUAAUCACGAACUCCGGAGGUUGCAGAGACCGGCUCACCCUUCUGGUAUUUGUGGUCCACAUUCUCGGCGCACUGGCGGCGUUGGGCUUCCUAGGGUUCAAGGCAAUAUGGGGAGCCAUAAGAGGGGGUGGAAAGCAAAAGAGAGUGGUGGAAUUCUGGGUUCCUCCUGUAGAGGUAGCCAUACUGGUGGGUGCAUUCAUGGCCGUGGCCUCUGCGAAGGCCACUAGGUGGUGGCCUAAGCAGGCAAUUCACACAGCUCUCUGGGGCAGCUUCACCAUGACCAUGGCAGCAUCGAUAGUGAUGCUAAGCUUCUCGACGCCCUCCACAGUGGGAAUUGGAACUCCUCUCCUUAUUUUUUCGAUCUGUGAUGGACUCUAUUGCUGCUGGGUAACCCGUCGUCUUGAUUACGCUGUCCGGGUGCUAUCGAAAGCUCUUGAGCCAACUGCAAAGUUUCCGGACCUGGCUGAGCCCCUGUAUUGGCUGGUAGGGGUGGCAGCUGUAUGGACCUCGGCUUGGAGCCUCGCUCUCUCUGGUGCUUCCUCCAUGGAAGGCCUACCUGUCCCUGCAUUGCUAGUAUUCAUGCUAGUGCUAAGCAUGGCAUGGACACUCGAGGUACUGCGCAACAUAGGGAACUUGACUGUCUGCAGAGUGAUGGGGCUUUACUAUACGCGAGGCAUCCAGUCGAUCCCACGCUUCUGCUUCGAGCGAGCCCUCACGAACACAUUGGGAAGUGCAUGCCUUGGAUCUGCUCUGGUGCCUAUGGUCGAGGCGUUGCGCAUAUUGGCCCGAACUCUUAACCUUGUCGAGGGGGAGGAUGAGUUCCUGUUUUCUUGUGCACAUUGCUGCUUUAGGGUCAUGGAGGAUGCCUUCCACUGUGCCAAUGGCUGGGGUUUUGUGAUGGUGGCGGUGUAUGGGAAGGGGUUUGUCAGCGCAUCAAGGAGUACAUUGGACGUUAUCCGGCGGCGUAAGAUGGAAUCUCUAAUGGACUCCGACAUUACGAGCUCUGUGUGCUUUCUCAGUGGGAUUUUGAGCGGGGCGAUCUGCGCCAUCAUCGCGGGGUCCUUCGCGAAGGCCUAUCACAUGGAGUUCACGGCCACUGUUACAUUAGCGUCGUUCUUCAUUGGUUAUCUCAUGACUCGAAUCAGCAUGGUGUUGCCUCACGCGUGUGUAAACACUUACUACGUGUGUUACGCUGAGAAGCCAGACAACAAGCUCUUUGAUGAAACCAUACCCAACCAAUUGAACAAAUUGAAAGAUGGUCGCGAUAGAUUAGUCAUUUGUAGAGAGAGAAUGGAUAAACAUAUGGUAGAUUAGUCAUGGUAGAGAGAAUAGAUAAAUAUAAGAAGAGUUUAAACCAUGUAUCUUCUCUAUGUUUAUCCAUUCUCUCUGAGUUAUAAACUAUUCUCUAUGUUUAUCCAUUCUUGUUCCACUUACAAAUCAAUUGAAAGAUAGUUACGGUAGAUUAGUCAUUGAAGAGAGAGAAUGGUAAACAUAGGGAAGGGUUCAUAGGGAAGAGUUUAAACCCACCCAAAUGUAAGGUAUAGAGAGACGUAGGGAAGAGUUUAAAGGAAAAGAUGGAGAAAUUUUUUUUUGGAGAACUGAAAAUUUAAAAUUUUCGGUUCUUCAACAAUCGAAAAGUUUUAAUUUUCGGUUUUUAAAAACUGGCUUGAUUUCGAUUGUUGAAGAAGAAAAUCCAUUAAAUUCGGUUGUUCAACAUUCGAAAAAAGAGUAAAAUUGUUUUUUUUUUAAAUUUUCGUUAUGACAUGAAAAAAACGGACAGAUAGAUAAUAAUAGAAACUAUUUGGUAGUUUUAUAAUAAAGUAAACUAUAACGGAUAUAUAUGUAAUUUUUUCUAAAAUUUUUUUUCACACAACGUAAUCCUAAAAGAUUUCAUACAACAUAAUCCUAAGAGAUUAGUGAAAGGUCAAUUGAAAUAAGAUACCUCUUUAGUCAUAAUCCUCAUAAAAAAUUAAU
Messenger RNA from Amborella trichopoda, 2685 nucleotides. The record is from RefSeq and is a predicted model, not a curated record. NCBI's taxonomy places the organism in Eukaryota, Viridiplantae, Streptophyta, Magnoliopsida, Amborellales, Amborellaceae.